This is a messenger RNA of Saimiri boliviensis boliviensis (Bolivian squirrel monkey), 946 nucleotides long. It is a transcript of the gene MRPS15, whose product is annotated as mitochondrial ribosomal protein S15. The record is from RefSeq and is a predicted model, not a curated record. Gene Ontology annotation, biological process: mitochondrial translation. Lineage: Eukaryota; Metazoa; Chordata; Mammalia; Primates; Cebidae. Gene Ontology annotation, molecular function: structural constituent of ribosome; RNA binding. Gene Ontology annotation, cellular component: mitochondrial small ribosomal subunit; ribosome.
CGCCCGCCAAUCCAUUCUCUCGGUCUUCUUCUGCUCCGGUAUCGCAACUGCCUCGAUUGGUCGAGCCUGGGCCAGCAUGGCGGCGCCCAUGUAACCGGGUCGGUGCCGCAAAGGGAACGGCGGCCGCGGCGCGGGCCCCGCGGGGGUUAGAAGUCACCAUGCUAAGGGCCGCGUGGAGGGUGUUGAGUUUGAUUCGGACCCAGGCAGUCACCCAGGCCCCAGGCCCCGGGUUGCCGGGCGGUGGGAGCGCCACGUUUCUUUCCAACCAGUGGGGCCUGCAGCCUCGAAGUUUCCUCCAGGCCACGCGCAGAUAUGUCGUCCGGAAACCAGUCCAGCCCAGGCAAGAUGAUGACCUGCCUCCUUCUACGCUGCUCCAAGACUACCAGAAUGUCCCUGGAAUUGAGAAGGUUGGUGAUGUUGUGAAAAGACUCUUGUCUUUGGAAAUGGCCAAAAAGAAGGAGAAGCUAAAAGUCAUACAAGAACAGUUGAUGAAAAAGAUUGUUGAAAACCCUGAGGACACCAGAUCCCUGGAGGCUCGAAUUGUUGCCUUGACCGUCAAGAUCCGCAGUUAUGAAGAACACAUGCAGAAACAUCGAAAGGACAAAGCCCACAAACGCUAUCUGCUGAUGAGCAUCGACCAGAGGAAAAAGAUGCUCAAAAACCUCCGUAACACCAACUAUGAUGUCUAUGAGAAGAUAUGCAAGGAGCUGGGAAUUGAGUACACCUUCCCACCUCUGUAUUACCGAAGAGCCCACCGCCGAUUCGUGACGAAGAAGGCUCUGUGCAUUCGGGUUUUCCAGGAGACUCAAAAGCUGAAGAAGCAAAAAAGAGCUUUACAGGCUGCAGCAGCAGCCCAAAAACAAGCAAAGCAAAGGAAACCAGACAGCCCUGCCAAAGCCGAACCAGAGAUACUCAGAGACAACCAAUAAAUUCUGUUCAAUCAUUG